Sardina pilchardus (European sardine) is the source of this 5963-nucleotide messenger RNA. RefSeq names its product zinc finger and BTB domain containing 18 (gene zbtb18). Gene Ontology annotation, cellular component: nucleus. NCBI's taxonomy places the organism in Eukaryota, Metazoa, Chordata, Actinopteri, Clupeiformes, Clupeidae. Gene Ontology annotation, molecular function: protein binding; DNA-binding transcription factor activity, RNA polymerase II-specific. The coding region runs from base 771 to 2513 and encodes 580 amino acids. The record is from RefSeq and is a predicted model, not a curated record. Gene Ontology annotation, biological process: regulation of transcription by RNA polymerase II. The transcript has 3 exons.
GUUCAUGAAUUUGGAUAGUCACAAUCACACAAAUUGACUAGGCUAAAUUAGCUUAAUAAAAUUAAAACUUUAUGAUCCAUUAAUGAUAGCCUAAAAGUCGCGCCCCCAUGUCUUGUCAACGUCCUCUAAAUUAUUCCUCCAGGUGUCUUGGGUAGGCGAGGCUACAAGGGCAGUUCGUCGCUUUGACUUCGGGUAGGCAGGUCGAAGGAGCGGAGUGGGAAGUGGAAUAAUGCACCUGUUCUUCGCUGUUGGUCGACCCCGGUGACUACAGUACCCACGUAACAUUGCGCUGUCUCCCUCAUUCUCUCUUGCUCCGUGCUCUGCGCCAGUCUGUUCGAGGAACCAGUUCGCUUGGCCUUUUUUCUGCCUUCUCACUGUUGCCUGGUGUCAACCUACACCGAGAAGCGACAUCCCUCCCUCUUCCCCCCUCAGAGGUUGCUUCCAAUUUGCUUUCGCCUUUCUUAUCGUCACUACCAUUGGCUUCUGCGCUGCCAGUCAGUCGCUUCCUUUUAGCAGGAGAGUUGAGUAGCAACAGCUCGGAAACAUCUGGCUGCCGCAGCUAUUCGCUCCCCGCUCGCUCGCUUGCCCCGUCUUUCCUGCUACUGCAGGUUGUUAUGGAAAGCUGUUGAAAGUCAAUCUAGUUAUUUUUCAACCGAGGAGGAUCUGAAGGAGGAAACAGGAACAUAUCGGAUCUCGCUGUCUUUCACUCCCUCAUUGCAAAGGAGUUGCCUACAGCCUGCUUCACUGUCACACUGGACUGAAGCAAGUUCAUGUAUACUGCAGGUUAUGAAGACAGCAUGGAGUUCCCUGACCACAGCAGGCAUCUCCUCCAGUGUCUGAGGGAGCAGCGGCACCAGGGCUUCCUGUGCGACUCCACGGUGCUGGUGGGCGAGUCCCAGUUCCGGGCGCACCGGGCCGUGCUGGCGUCCUGCAGCAUGUACUUCCACCUCUUCUACAAGGACCAGCUGGACAAGCGCGACGUGGUCCUCCUCAACAGCGACAUCGUGACGGCGCCGGCCUUCGCCCUGCUGCUGGAGUUCAUGUACGAGGGCAAGCUGACCUUCAAGACGCUACCCGUGGAGGACGUGCUGGCCGCCGCCAGCUACCUGCACAUGUACGACAUCGUCAAGGUGUGCAAGAAGCGGCUGAAGCAGAAGGCCACGGCCGAGGCGGACAGCACCAAGCGCGACGCCGACGACGCGGCGUCCAGCUGCUCGGACAAGGCCGAGAGCUUCUCGGAGGGCGGCAGCACGGGGAGGCCGGCCACGGCCGACCUGCUGCUGGCCAGCGACGACGACGAGGCGGCGGACGUGAAGCGGGAGGCGGCGGCGGGCAUGUGGAUGCGGCUGACCUCGUCGGAGCGCGCGGCGGGCACGCCGGCCACCGCGUCCAGCCCCGGGCAGGGCGAAGGAGUCGGAGCGGGCGCCGUGGGCAGGAGGCGGGCGGCCGACAGCAGGAAGUCGCCGGCCGGGAGCCCCAGCAGCUCGACGGGCUCGCUGUCGCGGCGGUCAGUGGCCUCGCGGAGGGUGUCGUCGGACGCCGACUGCGUGCUGGACCUGUCGGUCAAGUCGGGGCUGGCCGGAGGCCCCGGGGAGGCGGUGUCCAGCCUGCCCUUCCUGCUGGGCGGCGGAGGCGGAGGGACGCCGGACAGCCUGGUGCAGGGCGGCCUCGUGCAGGUCAAGCUGGAGAAGGACACGGGCUCGGACGACGAGGACAUGGUCACCAACGACUACGAGCUGGACAACAGCCGGGUCAAGGAGCGGACGACCUCGCCUCCCUCUCUCCUCCUGCCCGGCGGCAACAGCAACCCCACGGUGGGCGCCGUUCUGUCCGCGGCCCAGCGGCGCUUCGGACUGGAGGCUCACCUGUCGGCCCUGCGCGAGGCGGCGCUCCCCGGCGACCUGGACCGCGACGAGAAGCCCGGCGACGACGACGACAUGCUGGGCGGCGGGGGCCUGGGCGGCGACACGGCCUCGGAGCGAGCCCAGGCGGCCUCCGACGCCCUCCUGCCCUACGUCUCCAACAUGCUGGGCGGCCCGCACCCGCAGAUCUUCAUGUGCCCGCUCUGCAACAAGGUGUUCCCCAGCCCGCACAUCCUGCAGAUCCACCUGAGCACGCACUUCCGCGAGCAGGAGGGGGUCCGCGCCAAGCCGGCCGGCGACGUCAACGUGCCCACCUGCUCCAUCUGCGGCAAGACCUUCUCGUGCAUGUACACGCUCAAGCGGCACGAGCGCACGCACUCGGGCGAGAAGCCCUACACCUGCACCACCUGCGGCAAGAGCUUCCAGUACUCGCACAACCUGAGCCGCCACGCCGUGGUGCACACGCGCGAGAAGCCGCACGCCUGCAAGUGGUGCGAGCGCCGCUUCACGCAGUCCGGGGACCUCUACCGGCACAUCCGCAAGUUCCACUGCGAGCUGGUCAACUCGCUCUCGGUCAAGAGCGAGGCGCUCAAUCUGCCCGCCGUCAGGGACUGGGCGCUCGAGGACAGCUCGCAGGAACUUUGGAAAUGAGGCAGGCGAAAAACAAAACAACACACACACACACACACACACACACACACUCACUCACUCUCUCAAAUACAUCUGUGUGUUUGAGUAAAAAAACAGAAAUGAACAGAACUGCUUUUUAAGUUAUAAAGCUAAAACAUUUGAAAUGGCAUUUGUUCUGAUGAAAGGUAAGGGCAUCUAGAAGCGUAGGGGUAGGAGGGAGGGAGGGAGGGAGGGAGGGGGGAUAUCUGAAUCAGUCAUGUUUCUUUUGUGUUCUUUGCAAAACUCUUGUUGAAUUGCACUUUAAUAACACAUGAAAUGUUACUACUGAUUAGUUCUUUUUUUCCUAUGUUUGUUUUGUACAAAACACACGGACAGUUGCCCGUUAUACGUCGAUGACACGCUCCUUCAGUUUUUACUUUCCGAAAUGUGUAAAUACACACAAACAAAAAACAGAAUUCUAUACACUCCGCAAAAGCGUCGUCUGUCGUACUGAACCGUUUUCAUGACGAAUUUUUCAGGUGACACACUUACGUGGUGACAAGCUCAGAUUUCAGAUACACUAAACGGGUACUGUGAUGACGAGUAAUAUACCUGUACACACAUUUUUCUCAUUGACAGGAGAGAGGGGUGAUCUUUAGUGCACUACUAAACAUUUGCAAAAUCUCUGAUCUGGUUGUAUGUGUGUGUGUGUGUGUGUGUGUGCGUGUGUGUGUGUGUGUGUGUGUGUGUGUGUGUGUGAGUGAGAAAAAAAAAAACGUAUGUGAAGAAACUGAACACGGGGAGAUAUUGCUGGUUUUCCUAACACUCCUGUACAUUUGUUUUGUGGUUGGGAAACUUGACUGAUGGCAGAUAAUGUGGCACUCAUGCAAUGUACAGUUUCCUUUUUCAUAUCAACGGAAGCAUUUUUCUAAACAAACAGAGGACUAUCUUUUCACAAGUAACAAUUCUGUGUCAUGUUUUUUCUCCCCUUCCGCUGCAGUCCUUAAAGCCUCCUUUUUAAACUGAAAUGAAGUGUAAGGGGCACACACACACACACACACACACACACACACACGCAUACACACACACAAACACACCACACACAACACUGUCUGUUGUGUUUUUCAGAAAUUCUUUCGGAAACCGGGAUCUGUUGUUGCAUGAAGUCCAACCUGUAUAUUUAAAAAGAAAAAAGACAAAAAACAGAUUUAAAAAAUCCAAUGUGAAUUGCUGUAUUUGCUAUACACUGUAAAUGAGCAGAAGUCAAUUGCUCAUUGGAUCCAUUCUUUUUGAUUUUUCAAAUCAUAUUACUAUUACCGCUAUGGAAGUUGCAUGAAUUUAAUUUAUCUCAUGUUUUUUGUUUGUUUGUUUUAAUUUUGUUUGGCAUUUGAAAAGUGUAAUUUAAUCAGUUUUUUUGUCCUAAGUAGUUUAUUUUAUAAUCUUAAAACUUUUGAUUUUGUUUCUCUUCUCCCUGGCGAGAGACUAGGGACGUAGAGACACUCUGCUGGGCUGUGAAUUGGUGGUCUAAAUGCACUGAAGUUAGGUUUCUGCGUGUAUGUGUUCUACAGAAAGAAAAAGAGAGAGAGAGAGAGAUAACUGGAAAAAAAGAAAGAAAGCAGAGAAAGAACAAAAAAAGGUAAAUGAGUGGAAGCUUCUCAUCAGCGGUAGAAUUCAGUGUAGACUGAGCCAGUCCCUCCAAGGGGUGCCUGUGUGUGUGUGUGUGUGUGUGUGUGUGUGUGUGUGAGAGAGUGGUCUGUUAAGGUGUCCUCAUUCACACACUGGGUUGAAAGCCGCCCACCCACCCUACCUGCUGCUGUGGUGUGUGUGUGUGAGGCUACUGCUGCCCACCCAACUCAAACCGCAGGUCCCAAAUUUAUAUGUGUGUGUGUGUGUGUGUGUUUGUUUAUUCUCUUGAUUGGCACUUGCUCUGUGCAUGUCACGGCCUAUGGGGCUACAUCCCCCAGUUUAACGAGGACACCUGGCUGUAUAGACUUAAAUGAAACUUUGAACAGAACAUUGCUUUUACAUCUCUCACACUCCGUGUGUGUGUGCGUGUGUACGCACGUUUGUGUAUGCGUGUGUGCGUGUUUUAAAGAUCAAAUCUGUAUUCCUGAUAGGAUGAAUUUAUUUGGCAUACUCAGAUGCACCUUCUUAGGCUUAAUGAAAUUACCUGCGCUCUGCAAAGGAAGAGCAAAUUCUGCGUGUGUGUGAGUGUAGCAUUCUGCCCUGCUUUUCUCGACUCCUACAAGAGUCCAAGUCAGUCAUGCUGAUUACGCAUGUCGGAAAAAAGAAUUCCACUGUGCUGCAGACAGAGAUUACAAUAUGCUCUUUUUUAAAGAGCUCUUAAGUCUAAAUUAAAUUAACUUAAAUUAUGGGCUACGAGUUGUCUCUCCUCAACCCUGAGGAAACUUAUUUAAAAGUGUACAAAUGUACCUACCAAGAUAUUAAUGGUAAUAAGGACGUGUUUAGUUCAAAGACACUUAGUUCUUCGGGAGGGGUGUGUAUGUGUGUGUGUGUGUGUGUGUGUAUGUGUAUGUGUGUGGCCUGGGGACUGGCUGUCUACUCUGACCCUGAGUUUCACACACACGCAGUGUGACCGCCUCAUCUGGUGAGGAGAGUGUGUGUGUGUGUGUAUCGCUGAGCGGCGUGUGUGCUGACGUUCGUGUUUUGCACAGUUGUACCUUUUCCUCCUUGUUGCACUCACAUAAAAAGAAGUAUGGGAAAAAAAGAUCUCAUUUGUGGGUCAUUCUGUUGUUUUUUUUUUCUUUUCUUAGUUUUACAUUUCCUCUGGCUUCUACUGUUGUACAUGACCGCCUUAAUGCUACUGUAACCACACCCCCUCCAUAUCUCGUUUUGCUGUUUAUAAGGUUGUAACUGGAAAUUAUGGAAAAAAAAUGUCACUUUUUUUAUUUGAAAAUUUAUUUAUAAUUUUAUUUCACCUUUCUUAAGGAAGAGAGUCAAGCUGUGAAAUGGCGUGCUUAAACAUCUCCAUUAUAUUUCAAUGUUUUAGGUUACUUGAAAACUAUAAAAAUGUAUCUGCUGUUUGGGAGUAGAGAGAAAUAAACAAAAACAAACAAACAAACAAACAGAUAAACAUAAACAGGAAGUUAGUGAAAUGCAGGUGUCACAGUCUACACUUAGGGGAGUCUGGGAAGAUGGGGGACAGAUACGCGAGGGCGGGGGGAGGACAAUCACUGGCUGGAUUUAAAAAAGAGAGAGAACGGACGGCAGCGAGUCGGACUCUCGUCGUCUUCCCUGCUCCGCAGUUUGGGGUUGGUCAGCGUUGUCUUGUUUAUGAAGUUAGACUUUUAGCUUUGACAAUCAUAGUAUGUUUUUAUUUUCUUUUUUUUCUCUCUCUCUCUUUCUCUCAAGGGAAGUAAAUUCUGGAGCUGUUUAGUUUUGUACUUUUUUUGGUGUGCUGUUGGUGAAAUGAAAUGGAAAAAAAAAAUUUCUAAAUUGUGUGCAAACUGCAAUAAAUUAUAAGACUCUUGA